AUGACCUCAGACCACUCAGCGACCACCUCCCCCCUCUUCAGCGCCAUCGAAACCCGACAAAGCAUCUACGGCCUCUCCAAGUCCCUCCCCAUACCCAACGGCCGCGUCCAAGAUAUCGUGGCACACGCCAUCACGAACUGCCCUUCACCCUUCAACACGCAAUCAACCCGCGCCGUCAUCCUGUUUGGAGCCGAGCACGACAAACUAUGGAACUUUGCAGACGCCGCACUGAAGCAGAUGAUGCCCGAACAGGCCUAUCAAGCACUGGCCCCUCGCGUCGCGGGAUUCAAGGCCGCGUACGGCACCGUCAUGUGGUUCGAGGACAAGGCGGCCCUCGAUGGCAUGGCCGAGAAGAAUCCCGCUGUGGCGGGCAUGCUGCCGCAGUGGAGCGAGCAUUCUAGUGGCAUGCACCAGUUCUUUGUGUGGACAGCGCUCUCGGUCGAAGGUGUGGGCUGUAAUCUCCAGCACUACAACUUCAGCCCGGCGUUUGCGACGCAGGUGCUACAGGAGUGGAAGCUGCCCGCCACCUGGGACUUGAAGAGCCAGCUGGUGUUUGGGGCGCCGAAGAGCGGCACGUUUGAGCGCGAUGGACCUAGACCGAGAACUUAUCUGCCGGUGCAGGAGAGGUUGUUGCAGUUUGGCAACUAG
Cyphellophora europaea CBS 101466 is the source of this 648-nucleotide messenger RNA. RefSeq lists its product as uncharacterized. The transcript is spliced from 2 exons. The record is from RefSeq and is a predicted model, not a curated record. The coding region runs from base 1 to 648 and encodes 215 amino acids. NCBI's taxonomy places the organism in Eukaryota, Fungi, Ascomycota, Eurotiomycetes, Chaetothyriales, Cyphellophoraceae. Gene Ontology annotation, biological process: cellular response to oxidative stress.